Messenger RNA from Ricinus communis (castor bean), 2612 nucleotides. Its product is annotated as probable methyltransferase PMT16. The transcript has 6 exons. Bases 314 to 2263 code for a protein of 649 amino acids. Gene Ontology annotation, molecular function: methyltransferase activity. NCBI's taxonomy places the organism in Eukaryota, Viridiplantae, Streptophyta, Magnoliopsida, Malpighiales, Euphorbiaceae. The record is from RefSeq and is a predicted model, not a curated record. Gene Ontology annotation, cellular component: cytoplasm; trans-Golgi network; endosome.
AAUUAAAUACUCCAAAUCUAGCCCUCUGUAACUUCCUAUUUAUCAUAACAAUCCAGCUCAUAUAUUGAACUUUUAUACUUUCCUUUUCAAACUCCUACCCUAAUUUUGUGUUAAUAUAAUAACACUUGCGAAAAUAAAUAAAAAACUCCCUCGCACUCAUGAUCAACUUAAUUUUAAACCUAUUUCUCUUCAACCCCAGUCCUCUCUCUCUCUCUCUUUCAACUUUUAAUUCUCUUAAUCCCAAAAACUACGAUAAAUAGAGAAACAGACUACCCAGAAAAACCCACCAGUAGCUGCACAAAAUUACCUAAUUAUGGCUGGUGCUGACCUUGAAUAUCAUCCCACAUCGAAGCCUUCCAAACCCUUCAUGGCCAAAAUGUUUCCAUUCUCUUUCAAAAGGAAGAAUCUUUUCUCUCUACUUCUUAUUUCCUUCCUCUGCAUCUUCUGUUAUCUCUUCGGCCUCUGGCAACGAGCUGGUAGCUUUACUCUUAGUACCACCACCACCAAUACUAUCGUUUCAAUCCCAUGUAAGCCGACCACCACCGCCACCAACAACAAGAAACAAGAAGAACCGCUCGACUUUGUGCCCCAUCAUGUCGCACAAGAUGGAGGGGUCACCGUAGCGCCAGAGGUCAAAAUCUACCCUCCGUGUAACGUGAACUUUAGUGAGUACACGCCAUGUGAGGACGACAAUAGAUCGUUGAGGUUUAAUAGACGCCAACUUAUCUAUAGAGAGAGGCACUGCCCCGAAACAUAUGAGAAAAUAAAAUGCCGUAUCCCAGCUCCUUACGGGUACAAGAACCCGUUUACAUGGCCUGCCAGCCGUAACUUUGCCUGGUAUGCUAAUGUGCCUCAUAAGCAUCUUACUGUGGAGAAAGCAGUGCAGAAUUGGAUUAGAUAUGAAGGUGACCGUUUCAGAUUUCCUGGAGGAGGGACUAUGUUUCCUAAUGGUGCUGAUGCUUAUAUUGAUGAUAUUGGAAAAUUGAUUAAUCUUAACGACGGGUCAAUCAGGACCGCCAUUGAUACUGGAUGUGGGGUAGCAAGUUGGGGUGCGUACCUUCUGUCACGCAACAUACUAACAAUGUCAUUUGCACCAAGAGAUACCCAUGAAGCCCAAGUUCAAUUUGCACUAGAAAGGGGUGUUCCUGCUUUAAUCGGUGUUCUUGCCUCCAAAAGACUCCCUUACCCAUCCACAGCUUUCGACAUGGCCCAUUGCUCUCGCUGCCUUAUUCCAUGGGCUGACCUUGAGGGGCUGUUUCUAAUUGAAGUUGAUAGAGUUCUCCGGCCGGGUGGAUACUGGAUUCUUUCCGGCCCUCCCAUCCGGUGGAAGAAAUAUUGGAAAGGUUGGGAGAGAACAAAGGAAGAUUUGAAUGCCGAACAGACCAAAAUUGAGAAUGUAGCUAAGAGCCUGUGCUGGAAAAAAUUGGUAGAGAAGGAUGACAUUGCUAUUUGGCAAAAGCCACUCAAUCACUUAAAUUGCAAAAUUAACAGGAAUAUUACACAGAAUCCACCUUUCUGUCCCAGAGAUCAGGAUCCUGACAAAGCCUGGUACACAAAGUUGGAGACAUGUUUGAGUAACUUGCCCGAGGUAUCAAACAACCAAGAAAUUGCAGGUGGAAAAUUGAAGAAGUGGCCUGAAAGAUUAAAUGCUGUCCCACCAAGAAUUAGUAGAGGAUCAGUUAAAGGAUUGACGGCAGAAAAUUUCCAGAAAGACAUAAAACUAUGGACUAAGAGGGUGCAAUAUUAUAAAACUGUUAAUAACCAAUUAGGACAAGCUGGAAGAUACAGAAACCUUUUGGACAUGAACGCUCAGUUAGGUGGAUUUGCUGCUGCUCUAAUUGAUCUACCAGUUUGGGCAAUGAAUGUUAUUCCUGUCCAAGCCAAGGUCAAUACUCUUGGAGUCAUUUAUGAACGAGGAUUAAUUGGGACAUAUCAGGAUUGGUGUGAAGCAAUGUCUACUUAUCCAAGAACGUAUGAUUUAAUUCACGCUGAUUUGGUGUUUAGCCUCUACCAGGGCAGAUGUGAAAUGGAAGAUAUUUUGUUGGAGAUGGACAGAAUUCUGAGACCUGAAGGGAGUGUGAUAUUUAGAGAUGAUGUUGACAUGUUGGUGAAGAUAAAAAGAAUAACCGAUGGGUUAAAUUGGGAAAGUCAAAUUGUUGACCAUGAGGAUGGACCUCUUGAGAGAGAAAAGCUUCUUUUUGCAGUGAAGUCGUAUUGGACAGCUCCCGCUGCUGCUGAUCAAAAUGGGUCUAAUUCUUCUUAAAGGGAUACAUUUACUUUGCUUUCAGUUUAGAUUUUUGUUCUAUUUAGAUUUAUAGCGGCAGCCAAUCUAAUUAACUGAUGGCAUAACCGUGCACACAUGCUUAGAUUAUCCAGAUUAAGUUACACCUGAAUAGGACAUAGGUUAGCCUGUUUUCAUUUUCUUUUGUCACUCAAGUGUUUGUAUUGAUCUUAUCUAUGUUUCUGAUAUUUGCUUAGUUGUAGCCAGAUAUUCCAGUGUUGGUAAACAUGAAUACAAAUAUUUUCUAUUUGUUUUGAAAAAUAGUGUUUCUUAUCCUACUGCCAAUUAAGGAAGCUGAAAUACACUGCAGUACGUCUGAAUUUGUUCUAAA